Vitrella brassicaformis is the source of this 3076-nucleotide messenger RNA. The record is from the annotation of a GenBank genome assembly. NCBI's taxonomy places the organism in Eukaryota, Vitrellaceae.
UCAGGGAUUGACGUUCAGCCCCCACAUCUCCCGGUGGAUCAAACACUCCUGCUCACACCCAUCCGCAAAUCGAUACGCAACAGCACCACACAAGUUCCACCAAUCGCAUGUGUCGCCUCUCCCGCCCACCCAUUCACCUACCUACCGUGUUUUCGAGAAGGUUGUUGCGGCUGGCGAUCUUGUGCGCCCGGCUCAGCAGAAACUGACACACACACGCACACAAUACAGCCAGCAAUGCUACAAUGACGCGACACACACACCUGUUGCAGGUUCUCCAUCAGGAAGCGGAGAGCCUGAACGCAAAAAGACAGCUCAAGGCACGGAUUGGGGUACUGCGGUGCGGCUUUCCCCAGCUUCCUCCCUCCUCCCUCCCGUACCGACGGGAAUCGAGCUCUGUCGAGGCCCCGAUAGAAGAGCGGGUAUUCGAGGCCAGGGGGGUCAGACAAGGGGUCACGCAGAAACGACCGGGACGACGCACACACCAUCACCAUCCGCAAAGGCACCUGAACAAUGAAAGAGAGGGAGACGCGCGCAGCAAUGCACCGAUACACUCCCUCCCUGCACGGUGUGUCUCGCUUCAUGCACUUGCCUCGACGUAUUUGGCCAUGAGAAGCAACAGGUGGAUGAGAAAUCCGAGCGCCGUGGCGACCUUCUCCUCCUCGCGCAAAUCUGAACGACAGACAGAGGCCAUCCAUCUUUGAGGACAAUACAGACAAUCGACAUCGUCUGUGUGUUGCGUGCUUACCUUGUCUGUUGAGCACGUCGAUGGAUGGCAGGGGGAUGCCACGAAUGGACCGGUGGCGGCCUACGGGGAGAGAGGGAGCGGACAUGCGCCAGGCGGAUGGCCGGGUGGGUGUUGAUCGCUCGUGUGGUACCCACCUACCGUUGUUUUCUAUUGGGUAGACUUGGAACAACUCGUACAGCAUGCGGGUGCGCCGACAGUACAACGCUGAGUGAGGUGGAGGGGACAACAUGACGGCAUAUCCAGACGUGGCUUCUCUGGCCACUCACCUUGCUGUAUGGCCCUCAGGUCUGUUUUGGACGACGGCAGGUCCUUGACAGACUGAUACACACCAACAGCAGCGUUGCCCGGUGAGUGGUGUGGCCAUCAUAUCCCCUGUCUGUCGUGUGUCUUGUAUCUACCUGUCCCAGCCGGAGCUUCACGGACUGCAGCCCACGCUGACACCGACGCAACCUGCAUACGCACAAGCACACCACACCGCACCACAGGCACAUUGUGCACGUUGUUGCGGAGAGUCCUGCUGCAUGCACGUCAGUCAUACCUUUCCCGUCUCUUCUGCCGCUGCGCCUUCUCUUCGGCCAAACGAGACUCGCCUGAAAGCAUGUACGACACACAAGACAGAGGGAAGACGGCGCGUGUAUCAAGGGUCAUCCAUCCAUCCAUCCAUCCAUUUCUCGUCGUCAUCUUUUAGGUACCCUUUUGCAGCUCGUCUCUCUUUGCCUGCAGGAGGACCCUCGUCUUCUGGAGCCUCGCCUGAACCGCCUUGAGGCGCUGCUGCAAUGAGGACAUCUGAAUGUGUACACAAUCACACACAAGAGGAGAGUCUCGUUUCUAUGCCCAAUGGUCGCCAUUGAGGCUGGCUGCAUGUAUCUUACCGAUGGGGAGGUGGUGUCUGACACGGCCUCGUCGGGCUUGGGCGACAGAUGGGCUGAAUGGCGUAUACACACAUGACGCCACGAGGCAAAUCAAUCAUCGUUUGCGUGUGUGUGCAUUGCAUCGCAUGUACCGUUGAUUUGGGUGAGGAGGUGCUGUGUGUCAUUGAUGGCCACCCGCCGCCUCGUGAUCUCCUUGCCAAGCCGCUCGCCGUGCGCACAGAUCUGGGACGUCGUGAUCUGACACAUGCACGCAGGCAAAGAGGCAAACAGCACAGACACCCCCUGUCAAGGCAUCCAUCCACGCAUCCCCUGUCCAUGCUUCCCAGCUGCGUACCGUCUUGCUGCCCUUCGGGGCCGCAUUCGAAUUGACAACCUCGCGAGGCGAUGCCUGAACACACAACGACAGACAGACGAGAGCAAACUCGCAUCAUUCCAUCUCGUCUCGCCUCACCUCCUUGAUGCCGACAAUGUCCCCGCUGUUGCCCUGUGCCCUGCCGGCAGCAGCAGUGGCUGCUGCAAACGACACGUUGGUGAGACCGAGGCUGGCCAGGCCGGUGGGGCUGCUGUCGGGCGAGGCGGGGAAGGGCUGCACAGGGGGUGGGGGUGGCGUCUGUGGGUGUGGCUGGGGCGGCAAGGUGCCCCUGAAUGUGUGCCACAGGUCGCACAUCUUGACCAGGAUGGUCGUGGGGGGCACCGGAGGAAGGCGCGACAGCUGACAGACAAUGGGAAAUGAAUCACGAGUGUAGCAAGGGUGGAUGGUCUUGCGUACGUCAUGUCCGAUGGGGUGCAGCUCCAUGAGGCUGAAGAGCAGCUUGAGGCGCCGUGGCGGAGUGGUGCUGUCCUCCUUGGCAGCAUCCCCUUCCACCGUCACCGUGGCCUCGAGUCGAGAAACGCACACCUCCACCUCUGCACGGACACCACCCAACCAGCAGGCAAGGGACACCCUCAGCCUGUAUGAGGCUCGCGCAUUUAGCCGUACCUACCUCUCAGGUUGCGGUAGAACGAGUCGAGCUGAUUCUCGAGAUCCCAUCCUGGGUUCUGCAACCAUCCCCCCCAAACACAAGAGUAGCACUGCACAAUGACGAGUCCCGUUGGCGGCGUACCAUUGUGUUGAAGAAUGGUUUGCUGACAGCGAUUUGCCCGAUCUCAUCGGGAGUGUUGAGCUCCAUGGUGAAGCCCCGCAUGUACUCUGGAUCCAGGUUGCGAAUCGCUAUCUCCUGCACGUGACGCAGCCGACGCUGAAAGAUGCCAAUACACAUGCAUAUUCACGUCACCUUCCGCACCGAUGUGAGCAGCCCUUCCGCCCUUGCCAGUCGUUCACCUGCAUGGGUUUGAGUGUCGGCAUUGUGGAGUGAUGCCCAGCCGGGCUGUCAGAUCCUGCUCUGCUGAGCCCCCUGCGCAACGGGGCACACGCACACAAGAAGAGCUGCCCCCCUGAUGCCUUUCUAAGCUCGCACAU